Messenger RNA from Vanessa atalanta (red admiral), 3268 nucleotides. RefSeq lists its product as uncharacterized. Gene Ontology annotation, cellular component: plasma membrane. The transcript has 15 exons. Gene Ontology annotation, biological process: engulfment of apoptotic cell; phosphatidylserine exposure on apoptotic cell surface; apoptotic process involved in development. The record is from RefSeq and is a predicted model, not a curated record. The coding region runs from base 354 to 3155 and encodes 933 amino acids. Lineage: Eukaryota; Metazoa; Arthropoda; Insecta; Lepidoptera; Nymphalidae.
UGUGAGUUGUGACUGAUGUUUGCAACAAAACAAUCGAUCGAGCUUUCACGAGUUACGCAUUCCGACCGCUAGAUGGAACUCUAGUCUGUGAACUUUUGACGUGAACUUGACUAAAACUUUUUAACAACUUAACCAAAAUAAUUGAGCUUUUCAUAGUUUUUAAAGUGUAUUACUCAAAUAAAAAUAUAUUUAAUAUAGUUGAAUGUUAAUUAAACAGUUUAAUUGCAUUUUCAUUAAUCCCACGCGUCAAAGUGGCUCUGUGAAAUUUGUGUACAUACUUUCUACAUAAUUUAAGGAAUUCGAGUGAUUCAGAAAUGCAAGAUUUAUCAAGAUAAUAGAAGACAUGUUAGAAAAUGGCAGAGUUUUUACCUCUAUGCGACGUUUUGUUCAACGUGAUAUCCCUAGCCGGAUACUUUUGCGACGUCGUGUUCGACCUAGUGAUGGGCUAUGCACUACUAGAACGAGGAUAUAAAUGUACCUUUGCAGCAACUAUAUCGAUAGUUGUCACUUCUCUAUUAAUAUCACAGGUUCUAUCCCUCCGCUGGUACCUUCACGUAUGGUGGGCAAGUGAAGGCCGGAAAGACCGGCCACCCUGGCUACCAAUUGUCCUGCAUUGCUUACAAAUGGGUGUGCUGUGGCGAUACGCGCGACUUCUCGUGCCGGUAGAAUUACGGAGGGUCAAACAUCAAGUUCGCGAUCUUUGUAUGUUACGUCUAGUCCAUGCGUUUUGCGAGGCGGCGCCGAUGUUGCUAUUGCAACUCCACAUAUUGCUUAAAGAUGCAGACUUGCAGUCAACCAACGAGUUGGUUGGAAUCACUCCUGAGCCAACAGUCGAUGAGCCAUCAGCGAAUAAAGCAUUCGCGGAACUUAACGUGAUAUCUGCUUCGCUGUCGUUGUUCUCCGUGUGCUGGGCGCUGGCCAGCUUCAGCAAGAACGUGCGCUUGCAGAACGUACACCGUCUCGUACUCACCUGGCUUGGAGUUAUCUUUCAAUUUUUAUGGCGUUUGGGAACUGUAUCGGCUCGGAUAUGUGCUCUCAGCGUUUACGCUCUAGUCUAUGAAUAUUGGGUGUUUUUAGUUAUAGGUCUCCACUGGGUAUCAAUGUUCUUGUGGCUGAUAUCUCCAAAGAACGUGUUCCACGGCGAACGUAUAAGUCGUCCGCGUAAAGCGUACCUCUCAGCUCUAAUCGCCUUCGUGUACGUGUUCGCGUAUAUCAACCUGCAGGAACACAAUCAUAGACAGAAAAUGGUGGUGUUCUACUGCGUGAUGUGCGUGGAGAAUUGCGUGCUGGUGACGGCGUGGUGGUGGUCGUGGCGAGGUGCGCUGCGUCCCGCCGCCGCCGCAGCCGGAGCCGCCGCCGCCGCCGGGGCCGGCCUCGCCUUCAUGAUGCUCUAUUAUAGAUAUUUUCACGUCCGAAGACUUGGCUACAUGUUAGGGGAGCACCAACAGGGAACGAAUAGUACAAAUGCUUCAUCGCAAAACAAAAACGGUAAACCCAGCCAGGCAGACAAUGCUGCUAUACCGGGUGUAUUUAAUUGUAGGUUCUCUAACCCAGUGAAUAAUAGUGCAGCGGGAUGCCGCAAGAAGAAGAAACCGACUUCCUUCGUGCCGCCCCCCGCCGCGCCCCCUACCGCACCCCCCGCGGCGCCCCCCGCCGCCUUCUGGCGUCGACCGCUGCCUGCACAUCACCACCACGGUGGUUCAUCAGAAAAUGAAGGUUCGAGUGUGGGGUCCCGUGUGAACAUACAGCAAAAACUUCAAGAAAAGAAACAAAAGCAACUUGCCGAACUCAGGGUUAUCGAAGAGGAAAUAAAACAAGGGAAAUUAGCCAAAACUACCCCUGUGGCCGCUGAAGAAAUAUACAGUAGCUUACAAAGACAGCCGAUACCCAGGGCUAAAACGCACGCAGAACCACCCGCAUGGCCCAGUAUAGAAAUGACACAUUCCUACCAAAACUACCCCGUCUUACCCCACACGUGCAACCUUUACCCAACAUACACGGAAAUAAAACCAGAAUACAACGUCCCGAACUUUCAAAAUAACGAAAAUACUAAUGCUGAUAUAAAAAUUCGCGUCCAAAGCAUGUACAACCAAGAUUCCAGAACAUUCUACGAAAAUCCUUCGAAUCUUCGCAGCGAAGUAAACAGAGCUCCAUUGAGGUCUCCAAAUUAUUUAGCAAUCAGCGAAAAUAGGAAAUACGAUUCGAACGUUUGUCGGAGUCCCAGAAAUGUUCUGAACAGUAGCCCAAGAACCUAUCUACCGGAUGUGAGCACGAAUAAUUACGAAACUGCAGCUCAGAAUAAUACCAGACUACAAGCACAGAAUCCUUCAAACAUAUAUUCAGACGACAGACAAAACAUUGCUGAUUUUGCGGCAUAUUGCGAAGAUAACGGCCAAAGUGUGUACAGAAAAUUUGGUGAAAAUAAAGAGGAAUAUGUAUCAGCCUUACAGAGUUUGGCAAACGUUCAGGGUAUGGAGAACAUAAGGGGUAUUUACAAUGAGGUGGGUAGUUGUAACCAGUACAAUCAAAACUGUGAUAGGAUGUUCCCUUAUCCGGGGCUGGGGGGCAAGAAGAUGGAACAGCUAAGGAAGAUGCAGCGGUGCAGGACGCCGGAGAUAUUACUGGCGCCGCAUUACUUAGAGGGCUGUACUAGACAAGUGUGCUGUAAUUGGGGUGGACCAUAUUCCAACCGCAAGAAGGAGGAGAGCGCGCUGGGCGCGGGCGGCGCGGGGGGCGCGGGCAGCGCGGGCGGCGCGGCGGGCGGCGGCGCGCCCAGCAGCGGCUCGGAGUCGGGCGAGCGCGCGCGCGACACGCCGCGCCCGCCCAGCGACAUCGACAGCCAGAUAUCUUUGCCGCGUUCGUACACGCUCCCGCGCGAAUUCCGUUACUGGAGGCGGAGACCGCGACUGCGGGACGCGCACGUUCCUAGCAAUAAUAGCAGUGACGGUGACGUUGACAGCGCUGAUAAUGACAGCGACAAUCGUUCCAACUGUUCAGCGUCCUCGCAAAUACAGCCCCCGACGUACGGCGAUGGGUUCCAGUACCGACCGGACAUGAGACAGGACGAACGGUAUAAUGAAAACGUAUACGCCUGCCCCGACAGAAGAAGACGAGGCUUCAGGAAGCAGGGCCCUAAGCCUGAGACUAAACUAUGAUAGAGAAAAAAAUAUAUUGGCGCCAAUUAUUAUGAUUUUUUAUCUGUAUCAUAUAGAAAAUAUUUAACCACCGUGAAAAUGCAUUUAUGAUUCAAGUUGUUUAAAUUAAACUC